Lacerta agilis (Sand lizard) is the source of this 1648-nucleotide messenger RNA. RefSeq names its product zinc finger protein OZF-like. The transcript has 3 exons. Bases 220 to 1548 code for a protein of 442 amino acids. The record is from RefSeq and is a predicted model, not a curated record. NCBI's taxonomy places the organism in Eukaryota, Metazoa, Chordata, Lepidosauria, Squamata, Lacertidae.
AUUUUGGCUCCCAAACGUCACAAACCCGGAACAUUUCACCCUUCGAAACCAGACCUGAUCUCCUUCCUGGAGCGAGGGGAAGUGCUGUGGGCACCUGAUCACCAGGAACACGAGGAGCAUGAGAUCCCACCAGGCAGUAGCUCAGGAGAUGGGCAGGUGAGUGAGAAUACAAAGAAAGCUGUUCAGCCGGAAAGUUUUGCCCUGGGGAAGCAAGAUGAGAUGCAGUUGCAAAGGGCUGAAGCGAGCCAGAGAAAUGGGGAGAGCUCUCGGACCUGGCACGGAGCCGAGUGGCCUCGGAGAAAGCGUCUUGGGAAUCGAAAGGCCGAAGCCAUUCCUGCCCAGAAAAGCAAAGAGCCGGCACAAAUUAAGAGCAGACCAAAGAGAAACUCUCCUCCUAAAGCCCCGGACAGAAGACGUGGAGUAGCAAAGUCGGAAAAGUGCUCCGUCUGCGGGAAAACCUUUUGUAAUAACACUUACCUUGCUAUACAUCAGAGGUCCCACACGGGAGAAAAGCCAUACACGUGCUCGGACUGUGGGAGGAUGUUCAGCGCGCAGUCAAACCUUCGCUCACACGAGAGAAUCCACACAGGAGAGAGGCCUCACUCGUGCGCAGAUUGCGGGAAAAGUUUCAUACGGAACCGAGACCUUCAGCUCCACAGGCGCGUCCACACCAGAGAGAAGCCACACGGGUGUUCCUACUGUGGGAAGAAAUUCCGGAGCAAAGCGCACGUCGCUAGACACGAAAACAUCCACAAAGAAGAGAAGCCGUUCCAAUGCUCGGAGUGUGGGAAAGGAUUCAGAGCGAACGAGCACCUUAAAGUUCACAAGAGGACACACACAGGAGAGAAACCUUACAAAUGCUUGGACUGCGGCAGGAGCUUCAACUGUUUGUCUAACUAUAGCAGGCACAGGAAAACGCACGGAGGAGAAAAACUGCACAAUUGCUCAGAUUGCGGGAAAAGCUUCAGAGAUAGUUCAUAUCUCAAGUUGCACAGGAGAAUCCACACUGGUGAGAAACCUUACCAGUGCUCGUUCUGCAGGAAAAACUUUCGGUGCAGUUCGACUCUUAUAAGUCAUAAGAGAACCCACAGAAGGGAGAAACAAUAUCAGUGCCCCGAAUGUGGCAAACGUUUAAGUCAGAAAUGGUGCCUUGUUAAGCAUUUGAGAAUGCAUAAGAAUAAAUGUACAGACUGUGGGAGAAUCUUCAGCAAAAGUUCAGCUCUCCAACAUCAUCACAGAAAAAAGCAUUCAGACGAGAAUCCGUUCAGAUGCUUGCGCUGUGGAAAGAGCUUUGACCGCAGGUCAUCGCUGAUAAUUCAUGCGAGGAUUCACACAGGGGAGAGACCUUACGUUUGCUUAGAGUGUGGAAAAGCUUUUAUACAGAAAGCUAAACUUGUUCGACACGAGCGAAUGCACACAGGAGAGAAACCAUAUGAAUGCCCCCACUGUGAGAAAAGCUUCAGCGAGAGAGGAAACCUUGUUCAACAUGUGAGAAUCCACACGAAGAAGAAGCCCAACAAACGUUCCCGCAAGGUCACUCGUCAUUGAACACGAGAUACUCCCCAUGACUGUUCAGAACGUGGGAGAAGCUUUUUGGCUAUCUUUCACGCCACCUUGAAUGUUCAAGAACAACUGUAAAUAAGUUUUG